CUUGCAAUAGGAGUCUCCCGGAAACUGCAUCUGCGUCUACUUGGUUCUGCUAUUGCUAGAGGCUUACAGGCCCGUCCCGGACUGUAGCGAAGGUGCCUCAACGCGGGUGCGAGAAAAAGGCCGCUUUGGCUGUGUGUCGUCCGCGCAGCCGGCAGGAAGCAAACGCGUUCUCGAAAGCCGAAGGCUCCAGCGACCUCUCUUACCACCGUCAUGGCAGUCCCAGGUUGCAACAAGGACAGUGUUAGAGCAGGCUGUAAAAAAUGUGGCUACCCUGGUCACUUGACUUUUGAAUGCCGCAAUUUUCUCCGAGUAGACCCCAAAAGGGACAUAGUUUUGGAUGUCAGCAGUACAAGCAGUGAAGAUAGUGAUGAAGAGAAUGAAGAACUGAAUAAAUUUCAGGCAUUACAGGAAAAAAGUCUUAUUCAUCCAGUUCCAAUGAAGAAGAUACUUCAAAACAAAAGAAACAAAAAUAUCCGAAGAAAGAAAAGAAAAAAGAAAAAAAGAGUAAAUCAAGAAAGGGAAAACAUCACAAAAAGGAAAAAAAGAAGAGGAAAAAGGAAAAGCAUUCUUCUACCCCUAAUAGUUUGGAAUUCUCCAAAAAGUAACUGAGACUUUGGCCUAAGCCAUUAAAUUUAAAAAUUUGUUUUUAAAAAUGAUGUGCCCUUCCUUGGAAUUUGCUAUAUAUUCUGCUUUGCAAAAUAAAUCACAGCCUUUUCCAUAUAGACAUUUUUUCAUAUGUGGGACUAUUAUCCCUUUGGCAAUAUAUUUUUAAUGUGCUAUGACUAUAAUGUAUUAAAUCAGUCUUAUUACUUGAUAGUCAUGCCCCAAGGUGUGUGUACAUACAAAACAUAUCAUUUUUGGCAUUCGUCUCUGUGUAUUUGGCUAGUGUUAUGACUUCCUAAAUUGAUAGUAAAAUGGCAUUACUGCAGUAAAUACAAGUCAUCUACAUAGCUGUUAGUAAGUAUUGUUAAAUCAGGUGUCCACCUUCCAGUGAUGAGGGUAGGUAGGGGGUAAUGCUUUGCUCUUGACACUGAAAAAUUUAAUAGCUUUAUAUACUAAAAUGUAAUGUUCAAAGAUAGUGAAAUUCUUUACUAUUGUUUUUAAACUGCUAGGCCUUUUUUUAAUAUCAAAAGAUGAAGCUGCUUUAUUGGUCUUGACUAGGACUUUUUCAGUGAAUGGUGGCUGCAAGAAGAUGAUAAUGAAAAUAUUUAUAACAAAGUUUCACUGUUUUCUGAAAUGUAGAGUUUCUUGUAUCUGCCCCCUUUGUUUUUGUAACAAUUCAAAUAUUUCUUAUUUAGAGAGACUAGUAUAGUUCAGCCUACUAGUAAGUCUUACAGAGAUGAUGCUGUAUUGGUCAGGAUUUUUAGCAUAGAAUAGACUCCUGGGUUGUGCCAUAUUGGCAUGUCUUAAAGUGAUACCUCAAACACAGAAAUUUUUAUUUAGGAAGACAGCUACAUCUUCAUUAGAACUGAUUGUUAUUGUAUUCAGUCAGUAUGUAAAUUUUAUGAAGCUUGUUCCUAUGAGUAAUGUGGACAAUUUUAAUAAAUGUGAGCACAUAAUUUUUAGUCCGAAAUAAUUUAUAGUUUUGAAACAAGUUUCACACUGAACUUAUGGUUUCAUAAAUAACCAGUUUGGGGUGUUUCUUUAACUUCAGUCACAAACCUCAGGAGAACUAACAAAAAUUUAGAAUUAAGAAUUUUAUUCUGAACUUUUUAAAAUUUAAGAGCCAGAGAAUUGCAUCAUGAAAGCCUUUAUAUAAACAUUUUGUAUGAGUAAGCAUUUCAAACACCUACUAGUACAUAUAAAUGUUUCUUAUAUUUUUAUUUUCACUUUGAUCAGUGUUACUUACUUUGCUUAAUACUUAGGUAUCUCUUAUGCCCAAUAAGGUAAAUACUUAUUAUGUUGUAGAAGCAUCAAAAGUUAACCAAUUAUCAUGGCAUAGCACCAAAGAUUGCAAAUACCUCACUGUGGUGCAUUUCUGAAUUUGGAAAUGGGUAACCUACAGAUAUGGCUGCAGGUGAAUUCUCGAUGGUGAAAUCAGGUAAGUACUCUUAACCUCACAGACUAGAAAGGUUUGCUGAUUCUUCUUUCACCUAGCACCCUAUCUGGCAUGUAGUCAGUAAGACUUGGGGAGCCUUAUAACACCCAUGCUUAAAUUCUAGGAAAGCUGCACCCACAUCCGCUUUCUAGCAUUGCAGAUAUGGAAGCUCUCACACUCAACUAUUUUGUAGCCUAAUUUAGUUUUUUGGCCCACUCAAAAAUAAGUUCUUUUGUUUAAAUAGUUCAGUCAGGUGUUGGGGAGAGCAACACAGAGCCAUUAAGUUUUUAAGGGUUGUUUUGCCUUUACUGCUAAUUUUAUGAAAAUUCAGUUCCUUGGUUAUCAAGAUUUGAAAAAAAGUAAAAAAAAAUGUGUUGUUUUUUUUUUUUAAAUGAGGCUGUCCUGGAUACAGUGGUGGCUCUUCCCUCCCACUGCUUCACUUGACUAGCCUUAAAAAAAAAACACUAAAGUAAAAUUUUUAAAAAUGAUUAGAAGAUGCUACAUACAAAGGGAUGGCCUCAUCCCUUGGGGUGUAACAUGGUUAAAAACAUAGUAACUGUAGAGAAAAAGUUAAUUGAGUUAUUGAUAAGUUUUACUACUGUUAUUGGAGAGAUUAUAAAUUGGUUCAUUAAGUUUGUUUUCUGAAUGGUGACACAAUAAUAAUUCAGAAGAGUAAAAGUCAGCCCUUAUGAACUAAUAUUGUACAUGAAUUAAAGGAUUUUAGUGCUUAGUAAUUUUUUCCUCAAAAAUUAAUCUUGGAAUUAUUCUUAAGUAAAUUUUCCAGAUAUUAGCAUAGUUUAUGAAAUAUAUCAUCUGAAUAAAAAUUAUUUUUACUGAAGUAAUUUUAUUCUGAAAUGAUCUUGUUAUUGAGAUUGGAUGCAAAUCUGACUAAUAAUUUUAGGUGAAAAUUAAUGAAAUUCUUACUCAGGCAGUAUGCAGCAGAAAGAAAACUAAAUUGUAAAAAUCCAAAAGUCCUGGUCAUUCUAACUACUUAUAUGACCUUCCACAAAGGCAUUUAGAUUCCCUGGGCCUUGGUGUCUUUCAUCUAUAAAAUAUUGUACAAGAUUAUCUCUGAGAUCACUUUUAGUCUUUAGUAUGUAUGAUUAUCAAUAUUUUAGUAACAUUCAACCAUUCAUUUUAGAAAUUAUAGAUAAGCAGCUAACAUUCUGUAAUAGAAUAGAUUCAGUAUAUUAAUACAGCUGUUAAACACAUUCAACUUCUUUAAGCGGAUAAUCGAUAUUUGGUUCAUAUUCUUACCACUCAAUGUAUAUAAUUUUCACCAGACGAAACAAUUUAUAUUUAGAUUUGUAUCUGUAACUAGAUUACCUGAGUACUUUCAGACGAUGUAUUCAGGCUGCUGGACCUAUUCCUCAUGCUAUUUCCCCAUUUCUUUUCUCCAUAUUAUCUGUUGGCUAAUAUUAUUCAGAGGUAUCCCUAGCUCUUCAUACUUAAUACAUCUCCACUUAACAUCUUUGGUUCUCUGAGGCCAAAACAUCAAUAAAUGAAGUUAAACAACUAUACUUGUCUGUAUUUACUACUCAUCUAAAACUAUAUAACUCUAGGUCACCUUCAGUAGUAAAUGAGGCUGCAGAGUUAAUAAUGUUGAUAAAAAUGCCUUUGAGUCCUUUCUUCAGCAUAUGUUUAUCGAGCACCUAGCAUGGCAAACACUGUGCUGUGUCGUGAGGAUACGGAGUUAAAUAAGACAUGUUUGCUUCUCUGAAAGAGUUCACAGUUUAGUGGGUAGGAGAAACAGUAGAGCACACAUUAUGUAAUAAGUGCAAUAAGUGACCUGAAGUGGGUUUAUAGAAACACGGGGGUACCUAACAUAAUCUAGAGAAAUUAGAAGAGACUACCUAGAGAAAAUAAUGCCUGCAUUGACUUUUGAUUGAGGAUGAGGGUGUGGUUAUGGCAGUUCCUGAUGAAGUUUGGUACUGUGAACAAAGACCACAUAUAGAAAAAGCCGUGUUGUGUGUGUCAAGAAUUACAAGGAAUCUAGUGUUGCUAGUAUGUCAUACAGGCAAGGCAGGAGGUGGUAAGAAUUGAGGCUACCAUUUAGGUCUUUAGGAACAAGAGAAGGAAGUCUUGUGUUCUAUGUUUGGGAGCUUGGACUUUUAUCUGUAAGCAGUGAGACACCUUGAAAGAGUUUUAAGGAAAGAAAUGACUUCUAUUCGGAUUUGGUUUCAUCCAUUUCAUAAUCUGAUUAAUCCCACAAUUUUUAAAAGAUGAAAUUGUUUUCAUUAGAAGACCAUAUAGAAAGCAUUGUGAUUCUUUUACGCUCUAUUUGUAUUUUUCUUCUAGACUCACUUUUCUAAGAUCCAGUUAUUACCAAAAUUACAUAGAUCUACAGUAUUUUCAGACCCAUCUCCAGAAUUAUACGUACAUGUAAAUACUUUGAAAUGUUUUGUUUUUUAGAUUAUUUUAAAUUGGCUUAAAUUCUAUCACUAUUUUAGUAUUUGUUAGAUCCAAAUCAUUUAAAAUAUAUUUUUCAGUGUACAGACAGUGCUGUUACUUUGAUAAAGCUUCUUUUAAUAUUUGUUUUAAUCUGUGAAGUACAACUACUUCCAAGUUAUAGAGAGACAUACCAGUUGGUCUGUUCAUGAGCCCUGUCCUCUUACUCAGGUAAGCUGGUGAUAUAUACACUAGCUCAGCAGGGAGUGGCUCAAGGCCUCCAGCUGAUCCUAGUGCUGCUAUUCAAACUUCCAGGGCAGUUGGCAUGAAAGAACAGAUGGUUUCUUAUGCCAGUGUGACAAUAAUCCUGAUGCAAAGGCCAGGAUCUUCUGACCUCAAUUAUCUCCUCGACUCCUCCAAGAAUAUUCAGAGUAGCAGAGAAUUGGAGUAAUCCAUGAUGAUGAA
Microcebus murinus (gray mouse lemur) is the source of this 4891-nucleotide messenger RNA. The record is from RefSeq and is a predicted model, not a curated record. Lineage: Eukaryota; Metazoa; Chordata; Mammalia; Primates; Cheirogaleidae.